AUGGCACCGUCUAUUUCCGGUGGCGAUGCAUCCGAUGCUGAUGCGCGAGAAGCUUCCAUAACUGCCCAGCCAGGAUGGUAUUGGGACUGGGAUUUCCCCAAGCACCACCCUUACCUCAAUGAGGUGGCGCUCGAUAGACUAAAUCGGGUUAUUGACGAGUGCAUCUGGUGUCAGUCACAUCACGAGUUCCGACGACUAAUCAGGGCGUUCAUCUUGGAGCACAUUAUCCCCUUUAUACCGCAAUGGGAGGCCGAGGGAAAGUUCCCACGAGAGCUCCAUCGCAAGGCUUAUCAAAGCGGCGUCUCAUCUCGAGUCGAUUGUCUCUCAGGUCCACACGAGGUUGACAUCUGGCAUGAUCUCAUUAUCAACGAUGAGCUUGCAAAUUGUGGUGCAGGAGGUGUUAUAGCAAGCUGCUUCGUGAGUCUAGCCAUAGGCUUGCCUCCUCUCCUUGCGGGUGGAUUGGCUGGGGGACCCGAGCUGACCUCUCGGCUAGCUCGGGACAUUGUCCAAGCAGAUAAGAUCCUAGCUCUAGCUGUGACAGAGCCGUAUGCUGGCAGUGACGUUGCUAAUAUCCGAACCACGGCUGUUCUUCAACCUGACGGCAAGCACUACCUAGUGAACGGCAUGAAGACUUUCAUAACCUCGGGUCCUUGGGCAGACUACUUCACUACGGCAGUAGGCUCCGGUGACAGCGGUCUCUCUCUCCUGAUGAUUGAUCGUACCUUACCGGGAGUGGCUACGACUCGAUUGUCUACGCAGGGCUGGAAGUCGAGUGGAACGGCUCGUAUCACUUUCGAAGAUGUUAAAGUACCGAUCGAGAUGCUCAUAGGUCGCCGCGGUCACGGCUUCAAAGCGAUCAUGCACAACUUCAAUCACGAACGCCUCAUGUUGGCCUUACAGUCUUGUCGCCACGCCCGCAUCUGCAUGGAGGAUGCCAUACGCUAUGCGAAGACCAGAAGGACAUUUGGCAAACGCCUUAUCGAUCAUCAGGUUAUACGUCACAAGAUAGCAGAGAUGGCCCGACGAGUGCUGGCCACUCAUUAUUACAUCGAGAACAUUGCCAUACAGUGGCCGCAGUCGAGUCAGAGCGAGUUGGCUGGGAAGGUGGCAUUAUUGAAGGUUCAGGCUACUAAGACCUUCGAGUUCUGUGCUAGAGAAGCUUCCCAAGUACUUGGCGGACGUAGCUAUCUACAGGGCUCCGGCCCUGGGGCUAGAAUAGAGAGGCUGUAUCGGGAAGUGAGAGUGAAUGCAAUUGGUGGUGGCUCAGAAGAGAUUAUGCUGGAUCUGGCCGCCAGGCAGGCUCGAUUAUAG
This is a messenger RNA of Perkinsus marinus ATCC 50983, 1311 nucleotides long. RefSeq names its product acyl-CoA dehydrogenase, putative. Bases 1 to 1311 code for a protein of 436 amino acids. The record is from RefSeq and is a predicted model, not a curated record. Lineage: Eukaryota; Perkinsozoa; Perkinsida; Perkinsidae. The transcript is spliced from 11 exons. Gene Ontology annotation, molecular function: oxidoreductase activity, acting on the CH-CH group of donors; flavin adenine dinucleotide binding.